Messenger RNA from Nymphalis io (European peacock), 6396 nucleotides. RefSeq names its product endothelin-converting enzyme homolog (gene Nep3). The record is from RefSeq and is a predicted model, not a curated record. Gene Ontology annotation, biological process: protein processing. Gene Ontology annotation, molecular function: metalloendopeptidase activity. NCBI's taxonomy places the organism in Eukaryota, Metazoa, Arthropoda, Insecta, Lepidoptera, Nymphalidae. Bases 378 to 2888 code for a protein of 836 amino acids. The transcript is spliced from 14 exons. Gene Ontology annotation, cellular component: plasma membrane.
UUAAACGCGUACGGACGUGUAAUAAUUUAGUAUCAACUCCAUUAUAAAUAGACAAAUUGAUAACAAUAUUGUAAUUUAGAAAACUUCAUUAGCGAAAUCUCGUGAUAAUCUUUAUUUUCUUAAAAAAGCGGUGGGAUAAAAGAAUAAUAUUUUGCCGUCCAAUAAUUUUGGCGCGAAGUAUUACUAAUCAUCUAAAAUACAGCAUCAAUAAUGUGAUCAAAAUUAUAGUGAUUUAUCGAACAAAGUGAACUUUGAUAUGUGCUUGAGAUUAAAAAUGUUUUAUUAGAAAAAACAACAUCGCUUCGACAGCAAAUAAAACCAAAGAAACAGUAUAUUAUUAAAUACUUAAUAAAAUUUGAGCUGGCUUCAAAACAAACAUGCCAUCCAUCCCCGAUUCGCCAACAUCCAGCUCCACGUCUGAGGAUAACCCAUCUCCAUCCCCUGGUCCAGAACCAAUAAACAAAUUCAACUGGUUAAAACAUGCUAAAAACGCAAGAAACAACCCAUUCGUGAAAGCUCGUCCAACUUUAAACAGAGAGAGUUCAACAGCGGAAUUAUUCUCACGAGAAAAUUCGAGUUCCGAUUUUUUUCAAAAUUCACGUCUCAAUCUAUUUGACACUGCGCCUAAACCUGAAGUUACGCAAGGAUAUAACAAGGGCGUUUCCUUUAUAGGAUGGCAUCAGAGAACCAAAUUAGAAAGAGUGCUCCUCGUAACAUGUGCCAUCCUUCUCGUCGCGAUACUAUUGACCAUAUCUGUGCUGCUCACUCUACGUGGUCCGUCGUAUAUACCAGUACCACCGUGCUACCAACCUGAAAAUAAAGAAGAAAGCAGCGUGUGUUUGUCUAGUUCUUGUAUUUACACGGCCAGUGAAGUUAUAAGAGCUCUUGACGAAAAUCAGGAUCCAUGUGAGGAUUUCUACGACUUCGCGUGCGGUGGUUGGAUCAGAAACAACCCAAUACCCGAGGGUAAAUCCAGCUGGGGAAUCUUCAGUAAGAUCGAACUUCAGAAUCAACUUAUCAUCAGAUCGGCAAUAGAAAAGAUAAACAUAACUGAUCCAUCAGACGCAGAAGCAAAAGCACGUGUAUAUUAUGACGCUUGUAUAGAUACGAACGAAACGAUAGAGAAAUUAGGAGAGAAGCCGCUGGUGAAUAUUAUUAAAAAAUUAGGUGGAUGGCACAUACUACCAAACACUUUGAUCAAACAGCACAAGUGGGACUUACAGAAGUUGCUUCAAGAUGUGCAGAACACUUACAACUUAGGUGGUCUUUUUAAUUGGGCUGUCACAGAGGAUGACAGGAAUUCAUCAAAACACGUCAUUGUUCUCGAUCAAGGUGGUUUAAAUCUUCCCACGCGCGACAAUUAUCUCAACAGGACGGCACAUAAGAAAGUUCUCGACGCAUACUUAGAUUAUAUGACCAGAAUUUGCGUUCUAUUGGGAGCCAAUAAAACCGAAGCACGUGCGCAAAUGAACAAAGUAAUACUCUUCGAAUCUGAAUUAGCUAAUAUAACAAUUCCCGCAGAAGAUAGAAGAGAUGAAGAAGGAUUAUAUAAUCCGUAUACAGUGAAACAGUGGCAGAAAGAAGCGCCGUUCCUAAAUUGGUCUAUGUUCUUUAACGAUGCGUUCAAACUUGUUAAUAAAAGCAUACCUGAUAACGAAAGAAUAGUCGUAUACGCUCCGGAAUACUUUAAAAAUCUGACAAGAAUUUUGAGAAAAUACAGUAAAACGGAGGAAGAUCAAAAGACGCUCACCAGCUACAUGAUGUGGCAGGUGUCCAGAUCUCUCUCCACCUAUUUGUCCAAGUCCUUCCGAGAUGCCACCAAGAUUCUAAGGAAGGCCCUCUUUGGUUCUGAAGGCACGGAGGAAUCUUGGCGUUAUUGUGUUACUGAUACAAACAAUGCUAUUGGCUUCGCUGUGGGAGCAAUGUUUGUCCGCGAGGUAUUUCACGGUGAAGCGAAGACGCAAGGUGAAAUAAUGAUAGAUAAUAUACGAGCAGCGUUCAAAAAACAUCUCAAAGACCUGGAUUGGAUGGACGCUGAAACAAGAGAGGCAGCUGAAACGAAGGCUGAUGCUAUCACUGACAUGAUAGGGUUUCCUGAUUACAUAUUAAACAAAGAAGAUUUAGAUAAACAGUAUGAAGAGUUGGAAGUCAAACCUAAUGAAUACUUCGCUAAUAACAUUGCUUUCAACGUUUUUAGUCUCAAACAUGACCUCAGCAAACUGGAUCAACCUGUUAAUAAAACCAAAUGGGGAAUGACUCCAUCCACAGUCAACGCAUAUUACACACCGACGAAGAAUCAAAUAGUUUUUCCAGCCGGUAUUCUACAGCUACCGUUCUAUGAUGGCGAUAAUCCGAAAAGUGUCAAUUAUGGAGCUAUGGGAGUCGUUAUGGGACACGAAUUGACACACGCUUUUGACGACCAAGGGCGGGAGUAUGAUAGGUUUGGUAACCUUAAUCGUUGGUGGAACAACGCAACUAUAGGUAAAUUUAAGCACCGAACUGAAUGCAUCCAAGAGCAGUACUCGAAAUACAAGAUGGAAGGACAAAACUUAAAUGGCAAACAAACUCUCGGUGAGAAUAUCGCAGACAAUGGCGGUCUCAAAGCGUCAUUCCACGCCUACCUUGAAUACAGCAAGAACGCUAAAGUCAAUCUUACAUUACCCGGAUUGAAAUACAACCACCGUCAGUUAUUCUUUAUAUCAUUCGCACAGGUGUGGUGUUCAGCUAUGACCAAAGAAUCUACGAAGAUGCAAAUCGAGAAAGAUGAUCACACUAUCGCGAAGUAUAGAGUAAUAGGGCCAAUAUCGAACCUUCCAGACUUUUCGCGCGAGUUCAACUGCUCUGUAGAUUCGAAAAUGAAUCCUAAGUACAAAUGUGAGGUAUGGUAAACCAAAAGCCAUGGUGUAAAUAACGCUUCGGCUACGCUGAUUACGUACAGUGUAAUGCAUACAAAAUUUUAAAAAUUGAAAACAUAGAUUAAACAAAAUUUACAAAUUAUUGCAAAUCAUAAUGGAGAUUGUUUUUUUUUUAAAUCGUCAAUUUCAUAUUAAAACUAUUAAUAAAGUGCCAAAUAAUCUAUGUUUCAAUUAAAUAAAAUUUUAAUAGUGAGUUGCCAGAGCUUAGCUAUGUUAAAACGGGUAUAUUGUAGAUUGUAACGAUGAUUUAUACUUAAGAACAACCAGCGUCUAGUUUUGUCUAUGGUUUUCAAAUUUGUAGAUCUGUAUCAAACGAGAUCUUUGACAGAUAGUUUAACAAUUGCUUGUUCGAAAAAUAAGAUUUAUUUUAAGUAAAAAGGCAAUCUGAAAUGUUACAAUUUAUUGAAUGUUUACACGAUAUCGUGUUUGUUUAUUAAACUUUAUACCGAUUAUUUCUAUGAGAGAUUACUAUUUUUACAAUUUAAAGAUAAACCCUCUUGAGAAUAGCAAGAUGAAUUGACUCUAGUGAUGAUCUUGUCUGUAUUAGAUUUAUUUUAAUGUUAAUUGGAGUUGGAAUAGUUUGUUUUUUUUUUAACAGUUUUUGCAUCUAUUUUUGUUUAUUUAAUGCAAUGCACAAAUUAGAUAAUAAAAUUAUUUAUUAUUUUAUUUGAUAUACAUUACCUUAUACUAAAUAGUAAUCUCAAAUGGAUAUAAUAGUCUUGAAGUAGCUGGUAUCUUUUUUUAAUGGAAAUAUUUUCAUAUUAACAAAUCAUUUAAACGGACCAACUGAACUGAGUAGUAACAAUAAUUUGCCUUCAAACUUCAAUAGCUUAUUGGAUAUAAUAUGUAGAUGUUUUUAUUGUAUUGAUACAGGUUUACGUGAUAAGUGCGAAGUUUAUUUAUUAGUUCGUAACAUUUAUAUUUUUACUAAGUUAUUAUAUCAAAUAAAGUUUAUUUUUAAAUAGUUUUCUUUAUAUGUUCGCCGCACAGCAUUAUAUAUUAUAGUGUUCGUCUGUAUUUAAUCAUUAUAAUUGUAGUUCCUUUUUUUAUUAGAUAAAUAUAAAAGUAGAUAUUGUGUGAUAUCAUUGUGUAUUCAUGUGCUUAAAUUUGUAAUGUGUGCGUCAAUUGAAUUUGACGCUUAGAUGCGUCAAUGUCACGCACAAAAAGCUCUAGAUUAUAAACAACAAAAAAAUAAAAGAAUUUAGAUUUUAUUUAUUUUAUUGUAAAAUAUUUAAAUUAAAUCCAUCCACGUUUUAAAACUAUACAAAAUAAUAAGAGUUAUUGUAUUUGUUUGUUUUAAGAGUAUUAGCGAAACAGUAAAAAACGCUUUUAUUAUUAAAAAUAUAUGUCUUCAUAAUAGUUAUUUUAAAUGUUAACAUACAUGUAUUAUAUUAAUAUGCAUUAUUGUUAAAUAAUAAUAUUGAUUAUAUUAUAAACAAAUACUAAUUUCUGAUAUAUCAACUAAUAUUACAUUAUCUGAAAGGAUUUUAUUGACAGUUAUAUGAUUUGAUUUAAAUGAAGGAAUCUCGUAAUUCGUUUGAGUUGUAAUAUUGAAAUGUUUAUUUUAUGUUGUAUAACAUUAAAAUAGAAUUUAAUUAAAAUGUAAAAAAUAUACCCGACUACAGAAUGGAUAAUAACAAAAGGAAAACCCUUUUUGACAGGUUUUAAAAAUUGGCUACACACGUCAUUUAACAUUUUUUGUGACGUCAUAUAAUCAUUAGCGUUUAAUUGGUGGUAGAGAUUAGAAAUUAAUUAUCAGCCGGUAAAAGUGCACCUUUUAAAUAGUCUUCUGUUUUAGGUAAAAAAGAUCUUAAUAUGUAUAUCGUUGUACUUGUCUACCCUGUAGUUGGGCAAUAUGUCAUAAAAGCUGAUUAUAGAGUUGACAAUAAGAUUCAACUUUCUUCAUCUUUAUACAAAUAUCACAUUCUCACCGUUCUUCCUCUUUCAUAGUUUAUUAAGUAUGUACAAGUAGCAUUAAAGUAAAAAAAAUAUAUAUCAUAUUAAUUACGUCGCGAAAUUAAAGGUUUUUGUUAUUUCUUUCAAUAUGAAAUGCUUAUAAUACAUUGCAUUGUCACGUGAUUCAAAUCUUUUUAUACAAACAUUAUUGAUGUUUAAAAAAAAUUGAAUUAACGUGCCAGGCUUAUUAAGAAUAAUUUUAUUAAUAUUUAUAUCUCGGUUGUCUAUUUAUUAUAACACUUAUAUUUAUUUGUUAGUAUAUUUAAUUUUGUAAAUCAAUAUAUCAGUUCAAUUUUACGCAUACUUAAAUUAUUUAUUAGCCGUGCCUUUACAUAUACCUAUUUUAAAGUCAUAAAACAACCAGCAUUUAGUAGCUAGAACCAUUUGUAUUAGUAGGUGUUGUAUUUAAUGUUCACAAUGAGCCAUUUAAAUGACAAAAAACAAUUUCUAUUCUUUUUUUUUCGGAAUUGACAUGUUGCUGUUAGCCCGAAUGGCUUUGGCCCUUUAUUCUUCUUCAAUCUACUUUUUUUUAUAGUCCUAACUGUCAUUUCAACUCAUAUGUCAGCUGUCAAACUCUUUUAAAGUUAUGUUUGCUUUUAAAUGGCUCUAAUUAAUAUUGAAUAUAUUUAAAAUUAUUAUAUAUAAUAUUAAUUAAUAUGAACAACAGAUUUUAAACAGUAUUAGUGUUACGGUUUUAUAUAAUAGUAGAUGAUAUCAUAAGAUAUUUAUUUGCAGUACUUGCUAUUAAGUAUAACUAGUCAUUAAUCAACAAAAUUAUAAUAUUUAUCGGUGACUGUAAUCAGUGGCGUAGCUAUCAUAGAAUAAGGCGGCACAAUACACCGGGCUAUCCUAAGUUGAUGGCCCCUAGGGGCAUCAUAUCAAAUAAAUAUUAACAAUACCAACUUUCAUACUUAUUCUAACUCAUUAUUCAUAUAUUUUAUAUUACUAGUAAUCUAACAUUUCUGUACUUUGGCGAUAUUUAUACCAAUCAUGUAUUGAUGGCUGACACUGCACAGCGGCCUUUAUCCACCUAGCUGCGCUACUGACCGUAAUAUCAAUGUAAUCUUUAAUUUGUUCUUUAUAUUAAAUUAAAAAACAAAACUACAAUUACUAUGAAUAUAUGUUUGGACACAAUCUAUAAACGAUACUAAUUUGAAAGACAUCCUUAACUCUUCACAUUUAAAAGAUAUAAUUUUCUUUUCCUAAUUAUAAUCACAUGAAGUCGAUCCAGACUGUAUCCUUUACACAAAAUCACAGGAAUACAAAGAAAAAAUAUUUGGCUAUAAAAUAACUCAUAAAGUCAUUCACAACAAGUAUUUAUCACAAACAAGUAAUUAAAUUAUGUAAUUUUUAGUUCUGUCAAAUUCGUUUAUAGAUUGUAUACAAUAGAAUCGACAUUUCAUUAUUUGAACCCAGUUAAGUUAGAAAAGUUAAGUUUUAUAAGAAUUUUUAAACACAAUUAUUUUAGAUGCAUUAAAUUUUUGUUUUAAUUGUGAUUGAUUCAAAUAAAUGGUUAAGAAAUACA